AUGCUUUCAAGCCGACUGCGACGACAUGUCGCAGCUGGUGCUCGGCGUUUUUCAGCUUUGCCAAAGUUGAGGCCAGUCCCACAACACAAGACACUGGAUGUUCUUCAAGCAACCUCCGCGUUGCUCCCUCGGGUCCUCACCGACGCUCAGCAAUUGCGACUCUGGGAUGGCAUUCUCGCAAGUGCCUUAGCGGACGUCCAGUCGUCUCAAUCACGGCCCAUAAGACUCGUAGUUUGGGGAAGCAAUCAGGCUGCAGCAGGCGAUCUCGUGACAGCCUUGCUAGAGCAGCCGUUUGCCCAGAACGAUCACCUGCGAACUCGAUGGUCUACAGCGCAGCCCCACACAACCAAUCUUAUCCUGGAGUAUCCCUCCUCGCUGCCGAUACCCAUUCAACUCAUCGAGACCCGGGAUUCCGCUUUGCUAGCCACUGCUGAUGUGGCUAUUGUGGUUGCCCCCAUUUCGGAGGCUCGAGCGCUGAACCUCCCUCGUUCCGACCUUGUUGUGUUGAACAUGGACGAUCUUGGAAGUGUAGAGACUCCGCUUCGCGCCUCCACUUCCCAAUCUCCAUCAAAUUCACCGAAAUACUUUCUCGUCAGCCCUUCCCAAGCCGCUGCCGCUUUGCAGGUCGUGCAACAAUCGCCUUCGUCCUCCGAAUCUGUACAGCGCUACCAAACCGCGUUUGUUGCAUCGCGUAUGCCCCAAUUGAUCCAGUCGCUCAACGAGACCCUGGCCUCGAUAGACAGUGCUUCAUUACAAGAACGUACUGCUCUUCUUCACACCCGAGCGGCUCUGGCGGCGUGUCGAGCAGCGCUUGAGACGUCGUGGGUGGAGACAGACCGACUCGCCACCGCUAUCAGCCAGCUUCGCUCGCAAAUGGAAGAAGAGCGUGUGAGGGUUCACCUUGAUGUCUUGGGACAAGCGGAUGAGCAUAUCGUAGACCGUGCAGUUCAAGAAGCUACGGCCUACGUCAAACUAAAAAUAGAGCAUAUGAGACGAUGGUCCCGUUCAAUGUGGACAAUUGAUGAAAUAACAUCGACCAUGGGCCAGAUGGUACAAAGAGUUUGGAGGAAUGAUCUGGAAAAAGAGCUAAUAUACCACGCCGGUCGGCUACAACAAAUGCAAGAGCGGUACACGACUCGAGCUUUUCGUCUUACUUCUCUGUCCAAUACUGGACCGCUUCACUCACCUCUCCUGGAGAACAAGCUGAAGCAACUCGCGGCGGUCCCAACAUUCGCCAUCCUACCUUCAUCACUGUCAGGGCCCCUUGUCAAGCGCAAUUCCUCUAUCGUCGAGAUACCUACAGCCCGCCUACAUGUGGCUGGCCAGCGAGCGCUGUUCGGCAUGGGCGGUGCGAUAGUGACUGGGAUGACCAUAAGCUGGACAGGCUAUCUUGGCUUCUUUAUGAACACUAAUGGGCUCGCGAGCUCCAUUGUUCUCGAGCCAGGGACCGCAGUCGCCACGGGCAUGCUGAUCUCCGUCUUGGGCGUGCAUUGGGCCGCCAGGAAAUGGAACAAGGCUCUCAAGGCUUGGCUGGAUGACUUCGUCCGCGUCGCUGGCGGUAUCAAGCAGGACGUGUCUCACACGCUGGACGAGACUAUGGAAAAACAAGUUCUGGUGGUUGCCGACGCCGGUUGUGUUGAACUGUCGAAGCGGAUUGACCAACGCCAAAUUGAGUUGAAAAAACUACAGGAGACGAUAGAUACACUGCUUUCCCAUGUAUAUUCUCUAGAGCACAAGAGAGCGAAAUAA
Molecule: messenger RNA, 1749 nt
Organism: Mycena indigotica
Lineage: Eukaryota; Fungi; Basidiomycota; Agaricomycetes; Agaricales; Mycenaceae
Exons: 6
Coding region: 1-1749 (582 amino acids)
Source: RefSeq, a predicted model, not a curated record